This is a messenger RNA of Rhizopus microsporus ATCC 52813, 1398 nucleotides long. RefSeq lists its product as uncharacterized. The record is from RefSeq and is a predicted model, not a curated record. The transcript is spliced from 4 exons. The coding region runs from base 1 to 1398 and encodes 465 amino acids. Gene Ontology annotation, molecular function: protein heterodimerization activity. Lineage: Eukaryota; Fungi; Mucoromycota; Mucoromycetes; Mucorales; Rhizopodaceae.
AUGUCAAAAGUCACUUUUGUCUGUCAAAGAGCGGCUCAUGCCAUAAUAGCAGAAGCGGGUUCUAUUCGUAUAUCCAACGAGGGACUCGAUGCCAUCAAUGCAUUUAUAGACGAAUUCUUGUUUAUUUUAAUCGGUACUUGUCCAUCAACCAGCCUCGACUCGAUAAAAACAAACAUUCAGCAACUUUUACCAAAUUCACUUGGAAAAAAUGCACUCAUAGAAGCAGACAUGGAGGUCAGCACCAUCAAGGCCAAACCGAGCACACCUUUAGAUAUGGAUAUGAUUCGAACUGCCUGUGCACACCAUUGUGCCUUAUCAGAUUAUAAAGGAACCCACAACACAUCCGAUGUGAUCAUUGUUUAUCUUACAGUUAUCAUCGAACACAUGGCAGAAUAUUUACUGACCUCUAUAGCAGAAGAGGCCAAGUCAGAGUGUAUUCGAGUCAAGGACGUGAUAUUGUUUCUAUUGAAUGAUUCAAAAGUGAACUUAGUGUUUCAAAAAAUGCAAUUAAAAGAUCAGUUACAAAAAAAACUCUUGUCUUACAUCAGAGCCUCAUCUGUUUCCACAGUAGAUCUUGAAGCAGAAAAAUCAGAAACACAUAUAGAACCAAGUAUGCCGAGAAAAUCAACAGAAAGUACGCAUACACAAUCAACCAAGACCACAUCAAAGAGUCAAUUCAGUCUGUUUGGAAAUAAAAGAAAGCAUUCGAUCCGAUUCUCCCUUUCAAAAAAGUCGUCGUCAUUUUCAAACACUUUGCCAUCACCUACUUCAUCUCCAUUAGCAAAUGAUUUCGAAGACUUGUUUCGAUCUGGUCAGACCAAAAAGGUCUCACUCACACCUCAUCGUUUAAAAACAAUUGAAGUCGUCAGUCCAACACCUGCUACUCCUAUCUAUCACACAAGUCCUCCUCUGACGCCCGCUUCAAGUCUUGCGUCACGACCUUCUCAGCGAUCGAAGCAAUCGAUGAUCAUAGAGGGAGAAGAAGAGGAGGAGGCAAAGACUAAAGAGCAGAAAACGCCUACUAUAGACACAAACGUAAUCGAACGACCUUCCAGUUUAGUCCUCAAGCGUGCUUCGACAGGACAAAGACCGCCUUCAUUUCACGAACACGCUCUCCUUGGUGGACGACUUGAAACACAGGAUCAACUGUUACUAAAUAACAGGCACUCUGAUGAAUUACCACAGGGACUUGUCUAUGUCGUUCCUCCUCCAGUUCCUAUCGUUCGUUCCAAGCGUCGAAUCAUAGGAAUAGACAAGGCGUGUCAAACGGAUAUAGAAGACGAAGAAGAGUGGUUUCUGGAUGAUUGUAAUAGUAUUAAUAGUAAAAAUAAUAAUAGUAGUAAUAAUGACUGUAAUGCCGAGCAAGAACAGCUUAUUGUAGAAUGGUUACUAGGUUAA